CCUCUGUUCUCCUCCAGUGCGCGUUCUCUGUUUUCUCUCUGCUGUUUACGUUUAUCGAGUAACAUGGAGGACGAGGUCGAUGUUGACAUCGAAGGAGAUGACUUUGAUAACAAUAUUGGGGAGAUGGACGGAGGAGGUUUGGUGCAGGAGCAGUUCAUGCAGCCUACAGGGAAGAGCAGCGCCUGGAUACUGCCCUGGGAGCUGGACAGCUCCAUCAGCCCGGAGAACAGAGAGGUGAUAGAGAGGAUGUUGCUAGAGGAACAAUAUUACCUGACAGGUAAGGAGAUUCCCGACCACAUUUGGCACAGUGAUCCUCACAAAAAAAACAAAGUGAAAAAGUCUCCGGCCAAGAACAUAGCUUCGUCUGCUGGUUCAUCCUCUCGAUGGUCCCAACAGGAGAAAGAACUGUUUGAGGAAGGCCUGGCUCGGUUUGGUCGAAGGUGGACUAAGAUUGCUAAGCUUAUGGAAAGCCGUACCGUUCUUCAGGUUAAGAGUUACGCCAGGCAGUAUUUUAAACAUAAGGCAAAAUCAGAUCCUGGUCCUGCGGCUCCCUCUGUAGCUCCCAUAAUACACCUACAACCUCCUCAGCCCACCUCCAGUCAAGUGUCUACUCUUGCCAACGCUGUCCGCAUAGAGAAGCUUUCUGACGAUGAGGAUGAGGAUGUAGACAUCACUGACGACUUGAGUGAUGACGAAGAAGGCAAUAAACCACAGGCAGUCCUCAGCAGUGAUUUCUGUGGGCCUGAGGAGAAAACAGAUUCUGGGAGUCAAAGCUCCACAGAAGAACAUGUAAGUCUGAGUGGGGUAGAGAGCAUCCAUGAGACGAAGGAGAAACCGAGCCACAACUCUCUUUCUCCGCAAAGUCUUCAGCCCUCAUCUUUCCCUGGUUGCUCAGAAGAUCCUGGAGUAACAGAGCGAGAUGAGAAGGUCAACAAGACAGCAUCGGUAUUUCCACAAAGCUGUCAGACACCGCCUCACGCAGACUCAAAGCAGAUGUUCUCAGCAGGCAUUGCUCAACUGGAAGAAGCUUACAGUGAUGGAAUGGAUUCUUCAGACAAGAUUGAGAAAAAUCUAAAUGAUAGACCAUACAAUGACCAGGAGGAGGAGGAGAAUGAAGAUGAUGAAGAGGAGGAGCUGAAGGCCCCCGAACAAGAAAUAGAGAUGGACACAGAGACCAUCACCGAGGAUGAGAAGCAGGCUAUCCCAGAGUUCUUUGAGGGGCGACCAUCAAAAACCCCUGAAAGAUAUCUGAAGAUUAGAAACUAUAUCCUGGAUCAAUGGCUGAAGAGCAAGCCCAAGUACCUAAACAAGACAUCGGUCCGCCCUGGUCUAAAGAACUGUGGAGAUGUCAACUGCAUUGGGAGAAUACACACCUAUCUGGAACUCAUUGGAGCAAUCAACUUCAACUGCGAGCAAGCUGUGUACAAUCGUCCAAAGGUGAUGGACCGCUCCAAGCAUAAGGAAGGCAAAGAUGUACUGGAGGCCUAUCAGCUCGCCCAGAGGCUGCAGAGCAUGCGAACCAGGAAGCGGCGUGUGCGGGACAUUUGGGGGAACUGGUGUGAUGCUAAAGACUUGGAGGGACAGACAUAUGAGCAUCUAAGUGCAGAAGAAUUAGCUCUGCGGAGAGAGGAGAUGAAGAAGCAGCCUAAACCUUACAAGAUGUCCAGAUACCGAGGCUCUUUUGACCCCUUCCAGCUGAUUCCCUGCAGAUAUUUUGAAGAGGAUAUAAAGGAACCAUUCCAGGUUAUAGUCUGUGCUGAGACUCUUCUCAUCAUGGAUAUGCAUGCACAUGUGUCAAGGGGGGAAGUCAUUGGUCUGCUAGGUGGAACUUUUAAUGAAGAAGCAAAAGUAUUGAAGAUCUGUGCAGCAGAGCCAUGUAACAGUGUGAGCACAGGUCUGCAGUGUGAGAUGGAUCCAGUGUCUCAGACACAGGCCUGUGAUGUGCUGUCAUCCCUGGGAUUCAGUGUAGUGGGCUGGUACCACUCGCAUCCCUCCUUCCACCCUAACCCUUCAUUGCGAGACAUAAACACGCAGCACCAAUUCCAGAGUUAUUUUUCACGUGGUGGAGCCCCGUUUAUUGGGAUGAUAGUGAGCCCAUAUGACCCAGCUAAUGCCUCCCCCCACUCCCAGACUACCUGCCUAUUGGUAAAAGAGAACCAGGAGCCUUCAGGCCCCCAGAAGCUGCCGUACAGAUUCGACUUCCUGUCAUCACAAGACAUCCCCGACUGGGAGCAGACGAUGAGGAGGGCUCAGUGGAUCAUCCACAAAUAUUCUCAAGCACCAGGGAGUGUGCAGAUGGACAGACUAUUUCGGAGAGACUCCCAUCUCACAUGUUUGGAGAAGAUGCUGGCAUCACUGGCGAGAUACUUGGAACCCCUCCCAGAUGAGGUGGGAGACUCCUUUCUCACCCAGAUCCAGGCCCUUUUCAAAUCUGACUUUAUUUCCAAGCAGCAGUUGCCUGAUUCUGAAGAAGGAGAACCUUUAAAUAUCUCAUCCAAGCUGGUGGACUCGGGCGAACUAACUUUUGAUCAGCCGAUCAGCCCAGAGGAAGAGAAGGAACAAGAAGAAUCUGAGACUACUGGCAGCACCGUGUUGCAUUUAGGCUCUGUAUUGUCGACCGAACAUGACUAUUUACUGUGAAUAACCAUACAGCAGCAUACUUAAUAGUGAAUGACACCUUUUGUGAAUACAUUGUGGCAUUCAUUACUGGGUGUGUGUGAGAUAGUUUUUGUCAGUAAAGUUAUCAUGAACGUUUUUUCUCAGUUUAACAGAUUUCUUUUUGACAUCAAAAUAAAAAUCUAUUUUUAUAUUUCAGG
Pundamilia nyererei is the source of this 2816-nucleotide messenger RNA. It is a transcript of the gene mysm1, whose product is annotated as Myb-like, SWIRM and MPN domains 1. The transcript is spliced from 20 exons. The record is from RefSeq and is a predicted model, not a curated record. The coding region runs from base 64 to 2640 and encodes 858 amino acids. NCBI's taxonomy places the organism in Eukaryota, Metazoa, Chordata, Actinopteri, Cichliformes, Cichlidae. Gene Ontology annotation, molecular function: protein binding; metallopeptidase activity.